AUGCCUCCUUCGCGACAUCCAUCGAGACCCCCUUCCCGACAUCCGUCCAGACCCCCUUCCCGACAUCCGUCCAGACCUCCUUCGCUCCAUCAAUCGAGACCUCCUUCGCGACAUCCGUCCAGGCCUCCCUCUCUCCAUCAAUCCGUUACGUCCGAUUCGCAGCUGACCUCACCGAGCGCCUCUUCGGUCAGGCGCGAGUCCGCACGCGGCCCCUUCUUCGGCACGAACAGGAAGUCCCAGACCAAGAUCACGGAGCCGUCAGCGAAACAGUCGCAAUGCCUGAUAUGCAUGGACGAGUUCCCCUCGGGCAAGACGGCGAAGCUCAAGUGCGGCCACCGGAUGUGCAGGCCGUGCCUCAGGACGAGCUUCAAGCUGUCGGUCAAGGACCCGCAGCAGAUGCCGCCCAAGUGCUGUGCGCAACACAUCCCGCUGAAGCACGUGGACGGCCUGUUCUCGAACGAGUUCAAGCGCACGUGGAACAAGAAGUUUGCCGAGUUCUCGACGCGGAACCGGGUGUACUGCCCGUCGAAGCGGUGCGGCGAGUGGAUCAAGCCGGAGGACAUGCACCGCGAGGAGGGCGGGCGCAAGUACGGCAAGUGCGGGCGGUGCAAGACGAAAGUCUGCUGCGCGUGCCACGGCAAGUGGCACGCGUCGCGGGAGUGUCCCCGAGACGAGGAGACGAAUCGGUUCUUGGAGCAGGCGAAAGAGGCGGGGUGGCAGCGAUGCCAUAAAUGCAAGGCUAUGGUGGAGUUGAAGGAGGGGUGUUAUCAUAUGACCUGUCUAUGCGGAGCCCAGUUUUGCAUGAUUUGCGGGUCAAAGUGGAAGACGUGCGACUGU
Sodiomyces alkalinus F11 is the source of this 837-nucleotide messenger RNA. RefSeq lists its product as hypothetical. The record is from RefSeq and is a predicted model, not a curated record. The annotation marks the transcript as partial. Gene Ontology annotation, molecular function: ubiquitin protein ligase activity; zinc ion binding; ubiquitin conjugating enzyme binding. Gene Ontology annotation, biological process: ubiquitin-dependent protein catabolic process; protein polyubiquitination; positive regulation of proteasomal ubiquitin-dependent protein catabolic process. NCBI's taxonomy places the organism in Eukaryota, Fungi, Ascomycota, Sordariomycetes, Glomerellales, Plectosphaerellaceae. The transcript is spliced from 2 exons. Gene Ontology annotation, cellular component: cytoplasm; ubiquitin ligase complex.